Morchella importuna is the source of this 324-nucleotide messenger RNA. RefSeq lists its product as uncharacterized. Gene Ontology annotation, molecular function: protein tag activity. The transcript is spliced from 3 exons. Bases 1 to 324 code for a protein of 107 amino acids. The record is from RefSeq and is a predicted model, not a curated record. Gene Ontology annotation, cellular component: nucleus; cytoplasm. Lineage: Eukaryota; Fungi; Ascomycota; Pezizomycetes; Pezizales; Morchellaceae. Gene Ontology annotation, biological process: tRNA thio-modification; protein urmylation.
AUGGGCGAGGAAGCUACGUUGCCAAUAACUGUCGAGUUCAGCGGUGGGCUGGAGCUACUAUUCUCAAAGCAGAAGACUCAUAAGGUGCAAAUCCCGGCCAGCGACCCCUCGGGGAAGCCUGCCAAUGUGGGGUUCUUGGUGGGCUGGUUGUGUGAUAACCUGAUGGUGGAUAAGCGGAAGGAUAUGUUUGUUAUGGAUGGCACUGUUCGGAAUGGAAUACUGGUCCUGAUUAAUGAUGCCGAUUGGGAGCUGGAGGGCGAGGAUGAGUAUGUUCUUGAGAAAGGGGAUAAUAUCCUCUUUGUCUCGACUCUGCACGGGGGAUAG